AGUGAGGUUGAGCCUCACGAGAAUGCUGUAAACGUGAUCACGCCCCUACUUUGCCUCGUGGCAUCUGCUAUAAAAUAAAGACACGGCUUGUGGGCGCUGGCAUUGUCUCCUCUUCAGGGAGCAGCGUCCCAUCGAGACCCAGCUAUUAUUCUGUCUGUCUUUCCUUAAUCCUUUCACCCCCCUCACUCAGAGACACCCUUGGCCGUGCUGGCACGGCGCAGUCCACAUCGAAUGAAGCGAUCUCAUUGGUGGAAACCGUGCAGGUCAAUCUACGAAAAACUAUAUAAUUGCACGAACCCAUAGAGCAUUGCAGUUACAUUGUAUUUUGGUCAUUCGAAUAGUCUUCGUCUUCAAGUUCCUGGCACUUUUAGAAAUGCCCUCUCUCAGAAAAAGGAAGGAAACCAACAAAACUGAUACACUUCCAGAAGUAUUUAACGAUAAUUUAUCAGAUAUUCCUAGUGAGAUCGAAGAUGCGGAUGACUGUUUUGACGAUUCCGGAGACGAUUCUACUGAUUCUACUGACAGUGAAAUUAUUAGACCUGUAAGGAAUCGCAAGGUGGCGGUGCUUUCAAGUGAUUCCGACACUGACGAAGCUACUGAUAAUUGUUGGUCUGAAAUUGACACACCACCACACUUACAUAUGUUUGAAGGUCAUGCUGGGGUCACUACAUUUCCGUCUCAGUGUGACUCUGUACCCUCUGUGACCAAUCUCUUUUUUGGUGAUGAAUUGUUUGAGAUGCUGUGCAAAGAGCUGUCCAACUAUCAUGAUCAAACUACAAUGAAACGCAAAACACCAUCUAGAACACUAAAGUGGUCUCCGGUUACACAGGACAUCAAGAAAUUCCUUGGCCUAAUUAUUCUGAUGGGUCAAACAAGAAAAGAUAGCUUGAAAGACAAUUGGUCAACAGAUCCUUUGAUAUGUACCCCUAUGUUUCCACAGACAAUGAGUCGCCAUAGAUUUGAGCAAAUAUGGACAUUCAAAAGGUUGUCAGAUGAUAUGAAGCAGCAUGAACCUACGUGUAUUCCAGCGAGUGGAAAGAAAAAAUUUCCUACAAGAGCCUGCAGAGUUUGUGCCGCCCAUGGAAAAAGGAGCGAAUCUAGAUACUUAUGUAAAUUUUGUUUGGUCCCUCUUCAUAGAGGAAAAUGUUUUAUGCAGUACCAUACGUUAAAAAAGUACUAG
Messenger RNA from Myotis daubentonii (Daubenton's bat), 1180 nucleotides. RefSeq lists its product as uncharacterized. The record is from RefSeq and is a predicted model, not a curated record. NCBI's taxonomy places the organism in Eukaryota, Metazoa, Chordata, Mammalia, Chiroptera, Vespertilionidae. The transcript is spliced from 2 exons. Bases 374 to 1180 code for a protein of 268 amino acids.